AUGAACAUCCUAGCGACCCGUCAUCCAGCAGACAAAGACCACGGUUUAAUGAAGCUAGACGAGCCUAGCGCUCCUUACCACAGUAUGGCAGCUGAUGAUGAAGAUGCAUUGAGUGAUUCAGAAACCACUGAAGCCCUGACCCCAGAUAUCUUAGCUCGGAAAUUAACUGCUGCAGCUGCUGAAAGCUUGGAACCAAAGUAUCGAGUUCGUGAACAAGAAAGCAGUGGAGAUGAGGAUAGGGAACUCUCACCUGAAGAACGAGAAAAAAAGCGACAGUUUGAAAUGAAAAGGAAGCUUCACUACAAUGAAGGACUGAAUAUUAAGUUAGCUAGACAGUUAAUCUCAAAAGACCUAAAUGAUGAGGAGGAGGAUGAAGAAAUGUCAGAGACUGCAGCUGGAGAAAGCAUGAAUAUGGAAGAAUCAAGUCAAGGAUCUGCUACAAGUGACCAACUGCAAAACAAAUCACAGAGUUCAUAG
This is a messenger RNA of Rangifer tarandus platyrhynchus (Svalbard reindeer), 477 nucleotides long. The record is from the annotation of a GenBank genome assembly. Lineage: Eukaryota; Metazoa; Chordata; Mammalia; Artiodactyla; Cervidae.